This is a messenger RNA of Owenia fusiformis, 1284 nucleotides long. Lineage: Eukaryota; Metazoa; Annelida; Polychaeta; Sabellida; Oweniidae. The record is from the annotation of a GenBank genome assembly.
UUGCUGGAACCAAAAGGAGUACGUUUUCUCGUUGAAGAUCCCGCACCGGGAACAUCUUUAAUAGAAUUCCACUACAGCAUUAACACGCCCCUUCUGGAUGUCGACGCUGGUAGAUGGAAUUAUGAUGUCAGGGCAAAGACUGGCGAUGUUUGGGUGCAUGAGAAUCGCAACGUGUUGCUAAACCCCGGGGAUAUCGUGUACUACUGGUUGAAUGCUUUAGUCGAUGACCUGGCCUAUCGAUUACUCGAACAGAGAUACAUAAUUCCUGGUGAUGGUCGUCCUGUGCAACAGAACCAAAGUCCGUGUGACGAUAAUCUUCGACUUAUGCUGGAUGAAAAGUUCUCUACUUUCGAUCUGAACACAUGGCAACAUGAAGUAACAGCGAAUGGAGGAGGGAACCGGGAAUUCCAAGUUUACACCCCUGAGCAAGGGAACGUCUAUGUGAGGGACAAAACAUUGUUUAUAAAGCCUACAUUGACAUCUGACAGAUUUGAUGAGGACUUUGUAAAAUACGGGACAAUGGAUGUAGCCAGCAUUUGGGGAAGAUGUACAUCCAACUAUUCCAACGGUUGUCUCAAACAGGGAGACGGGAGAAACAUUGUCAGCCCUAUUAUGUCAGGGAAGAUAAGGACAAAGCUGUCCUUCAGAUAUGGACGAAUUGAGGUUGUUGCGAAGAUGCCACGAGGCGAUUGGAUCUGGCCCGCCAUCUGGAUGAUGCCUCAAAAAAACGAAUAUGGCCACUGGCCUCGUUCUGGAGAAAUCGACAUUUGUGAGAGUCGAGGCAAUGUAGACUAUGGUGGUAUAGGUGUUCAUACAGUUGGGUCUACUCUUCAUUGGGGUACAGAUUAUCAUUCAGAUCGAAUGAGGAUGACACAUGGCCACAAGAAACUCCAGGGACUAAGCUUUGGUGAAAAGUUUGUGAAAUAUACACUUGAUUGGGACGCAUUGGGCAUCAGGGUUUAUUACGACGGUGAAGUUGUACUGAAUGCUUCUACCCCCAAGAAUGGUUACUACAGAUAUGGCUACUUGCCCUUCAAUCCAUGGGAAAACAGUGCCAAUGACGCUCCAUUCGAUAAAGAGUUUUACUUAAUCUUAAAUGUAGCUGUUGGCGGGAAUAAUUAUUUUCCCGAUGGGGUACCAAAUAGCCGAAAGCCAUGGGAAAAUAAGUCCAGAUUUGCCCCCGGUGACUUUUGGAAGAAAAAGAAUGAUUGGUACGCAACGUGGAAGGGCGAAGAUGCCGCUUUGCAAAUAAAAUCUGUUAAAAUAUGGAAAAGGGUCGAUUGA